AUUUGCCAGAAUUGUCCAAACACUCGACAAAAUUUAUAUAGAAAACAAUUUUGGAUUCGUUUUCUGAUAGCGAUCUACUUUUUGGGUCUAAAAAGGCGGGCCAGUUGAUUGGAUAGGCACAUUACCAUCCCCUCAUAUUAUAUAUAUAGGCCCCGAGAGUCUGCAGAGUACAUCCUGGAUAAUGUGCUGCAUUUCCACCCACAAACUCAAGCUGCUGGUCGUUUGCCUGACGCUCCUUGUGCAGAUUGAUGGCGAGCUAAAGGCCGCCAAUAAUGCCACCCUCUUGUUGUACUACAGUCGGACAAAGUUUCUCGGAUAUCUGAUAACUCGCAUCAUCCUGGGCAUAUUUCUGGCCAUUUGGGCAUUCACUGGCUUCUUAUCGCUGUUCUAUGAUUCCGUUUGGGGUGUGGCUACUUACUCCUCCGGCAUCUGUUUCCUCACCGUUUUGGACCUUUUUACACUGUACUAUCGCUAUGUACUGCGAAAUCAAGUAUAUACCGAUGAAAAUGAACGUAUGAAACUAGAACGUCGUUACAAAUGGCAGGGUGGACAACAUAAUCAUGAAACUUUAGAUGAAGGCAUUGGCGAUGCUAUGCUUUUGGUUAUCAAUAUUGUGCAGGUAGCCAUUCAGGUUUCUGUCAAUAUUGCCGGCUGGUGGCUGGCCGUUCGACUGCGGAGGCAUCACCAGAACGAGGAAAAAUACGAGGCUGACAAGGUCUAUCUCGAAUACUUGCUCAAAACUCAUCCACAUACGACGCCGCCAUCGAAUGCGCAGUCCCAGCACCCGCAGCAGCAACAUCAAAAUUCAAAGCGCCCAUCAGUCAUGAAAUGAAGACUCGAGACCUCGGAUUCCUUCUACUCACAGCAGCAUCCAGCCGCAGGAGGCUCCUCAAGCCAAGUAUCUCAUAGAAUUAGGGGCAGAGAAAAGAUUCGUCCAUUGAAAUUAUCAUACUGCCUGCUUGAGGUGCCACUCACAAGUUUUUGGGAACGAACCCUCGAAAAAUUGCUUGACACUCGAGAGGCCUGGAGUCUGCUGAAAUACUGCUGCUGCUGCUGCUGCCGGAGGGGAGGAGUAGAUCAUUGGCCUUUCGGGGCCCCCACAUCAAAGAUGCCAACGGAAAUUGUAAUUUGCCUAUCAGAACGUUAAUCGAUAAUAAUCGACCAUUGAGAAAUAUAUUCAUUUCAAGCUGUUAUUUUA
Molecule: messenger RNA, 1198 nt
Organism: Drosophila pseudoobscura
Lineage: Eukaryota; Metazoa; Arthropoda; Insecta; Diptera; Drosophilidae
Exons: 5
Coding region: 182-832 (216 amino acids)
Source: RefSeq, a predicted model, not a curated record